This is a messenger RNA of Zootoca vivipara (common lizard), 4785 nucleotides long. The record is from RefSeq and is a predicted model, not a curated record. NCBI's taxonomy places the organism in Eukaryota, Metazoa, Chordata, Lepidosauria, Squamata, Lacertidae.
CUGGGUGGGCCACACCCCCAGCACUUGCCCCCCGGGGGCGCUGCGCUUUGUGACCGAUGCUUGUAAGACUCCCUCCGACCGCCACCUCGAGGGGGCCGGCUAUACGUAGUAGAAAUAGGGCAGCAUCCAGAAAUUCCCGCCUCGACUUCGGCGGAGAAGAAGCUGGAGUGCUGCAGCCAGCCUUGCCCCCGCCACUACAUGCAAGAUUCACCCCUGCUGUCUCCGCUGCCCUUCCCAGGUUUCCUCCUGCUCCUUCCCGCUGGGACCGGCUGACCGGCUUCCCCAUUGUUAGUGCCUGUUUGUGAAAGGAAGCCAACCCGGUGCCAAAGGAGCAGGCCCGUCCCAGGACUUCCUUGUUGGGCUGCCGCUGCCACCUUUGGUUCUUCUUGCAGGGCUGGCACAAGGGAGCUUUCCUUCUGCCAACCAGUCACUGGCAAUCUUGGUGGGCAGGUGCAGCUCCAGGUGAGGGCAAGAGGUGGAGAUGAAAAGCACCAGUGUUUGGAGCUACAGCAAAACCCAGAAGUUGGCAUCUGGUUUUGAUGCCUUGAGUCUUUUGAAUGAACUUUGACUAGACACUAGCCAGGACAAAACCCUUGGGUCAGUUGAGGUGACCAAUUUCUGGGUACCCCUCUCCAAAGAGAUAACAGCUCCUAGGAACCAAAUGCAACAGACUAUGAGUUGUCAUCUUCCGGCUGUAAUAACACAAAUUAAUGUUCUUUCGACUUUGGAAGCAUUUGAACUUUGGUACUGUAUAGACUUCUGACCUCAUCUGAAUGGAUCACCUUGGUAAUGCUCGCAAGUUUCAAACAGAGAUAAGGUAUAUAAAAUGCGGCCUCUGUGGCCUUGUUUUGCUGCAAGAAGCCUUCAAAUUAAGUAAUAGAAAUCUGAAAGGUAUCUAUUGGGGGCAGGGCACUCACUUGGCAGCAUCGUCAGUCUCUCAUAUUAGUCGAGUUAAUAGUUGUUACUCCAGUUGAUCCUUUCUUCACAACAGCAUGUAAGACAGCAUCCCAAAAGUUGUGUCCACUUUCAAAACAGGGCACUUGCCAGAUGAACCAGCCAUGACUUAUUUUUCUUCUUGGAUAAAUAAAAGCCAGCAGACUCAUCAUUUCUGGAGUAGCAGCAGCAGCAGCCUCCUGAACAUAACAUCCACUCAGGUGCAUUUUCUCCCAGGCUGUUGUCCGUAAAGUAAUAAAGAGGAAUUCUCCCUCACCUCCCUGCUGCUGAAUUGGAGCAGGAAGGGGUUAAGAAACAGUAUUGCAGAAAUUGAAGUCAGACAGUGUGUGAGAGAAAGAAGAUCGGCUGAUGAAACAUUAACUCGCCUGACCUCCUUUGCAGCCCAGGAGUCAGAAAUGCUCUCCUUUAGUAACCAUUCUGCCGGUGGAAAGUUCGCCUGUCGGAUGCCGCCCUGGAGGGGGACGGAGCCAUCAUGGAGAGCGAUGAUGGAAGCCGCACUGCAUGUCCACAUGUGCCUUUGGCUGAUCCCGGCCUGGAUCCCUUUGCUGUUGCCAAAUGGAUUUGCCUGGGGAGCAAAAGUGCCUCGUGGGGCCGAGCCCUGCCAGGCAGCCCACUGCCGCGGGGAGCUGACGUGGGCAGUGCAUUUGACGGUGCCAGAGGGAUCCCCUUCCUCUGAGGAGGAGCUGGACUGGCGGGCAGAAGAACUGGCCAAGGAGGCCGGCCUCGUGAACAUUGGCCGGAUCGGGGAGCUCAGAGGCCACUACCUCUUUGGCUACCAGCUGGCAAGCCCAGCGGGCCUCGGCCUGGAGGCCAUCCAGCGGUCAGCGGAGGCGGUCUUUGCACAGCAUGACAGCGUGAGGUGGCACGCCGAGCAGCGGUUUCUGAAACGCUCCAAGCGCAGCUUGCACUUUAACGACCCCAAGUUUCCGCAGCAGUGGCACUUGAACAACCGCAAGAGCCCCGGGAUGGACAUCAAUGUGACGGGCGUCUGGGAAAGGAAUGUCACCGGCCAGGGCGUAACAGUGGUCGUGGUGGAUGACGGGGUGGAGCACACCAUCAAAGACAUUAAGCCCAACUACAGCCCUGAAGGCAGCUAUGACUUGAACUCCAACGACCCAGACCCCAUGCCCCACCCGGACGAGGAAAACGGCAACCAUCACGGGACCCGUUGUGCUGGGGAGAUUGCAGCCGUCUCCAACAACAGCUUCUGUGCUGUGGGAGUUGCCUAUGGCAGCAGGAUCGCAGGGAUCCGGGUGCUGGAUGGGCCGCUCACUGACAGCAUGGAGGCUGUGGCUUUCAACAAGCACUAUCAAAUCAACGACAUCUACAGCUGCAGCUGGGGCCCUGAUGACGAUGGCAAAACCGUGGAUGGUCCUCACCAGCUUGGGAAGGCCGCUUUGCAGCACGGGGUGAUGGCCGGCCGCCAGGGCUUUGGCAGUAUCUUUGUGGUGGCCAGUGGGAACGGAGGGCAGCACAAUGACAAUUGCAACUAUGAUGGCUACGCCAACUCCAUCUACACCGUCACCAUUGGUGCAGUGGAUGAGAUGGGGUACAUGCCCUUUUAUGCUGAGGAGUGUGCCUCCAUGCUGGCUGUGACUUUCAGCGGGGGGGACAAGAUGAUGAGGAGCAUUGCAACCACAGACUGGGAUUUGCAGAGGGGCACCGGGUGCACGGAGGGGCACACCGGCACCUCUGCUGCAGCCCCCCUGGCUGCUGGCAUGAUCGCCCUGAUGCUGCAGGUGCGCCCCUGUCUCACCUGGCGGGACGUCCAGCACAUCAUCGUCUUCACAGCCACCAAGUAUGAAGACAACCGGGCCAGCUGGGAUGUCAACCAGGCCGGCUUCAGCCACAGUCACCAGCACGGGUUUGGCUUGCUGAACGCUUGGAGGCUGGUCAACGCAGCCAAGAUCUGGGAGUCAGUCCCUUACCUGGCCUCCUACGUCAGUCCCACCUUGAAGGAGAGCAAAACCAUCCCCAUGGCACCACAGCAGCUGGAGGUCACCUGGAAUGUCACAGAAGCUGACCUGGAGCUCUCGGGGAUGAGGACCCUGGAGCACGUGGCUGUGACCGUCACCAUCACCCACCCCCGGCGUGGCAACCUGGACAUCCGCCUCCUCUGUCCCAGCGGCAUAAAGUCUUGGAUCGGGACGCCGCGCAGCAUGGACUCGGAUCCCAGUGGCUUUGCGGACUGGACCUUCUCCACCGUGCGUUGCUGGGGUGAGGAGGCGCAGGGCACCUACCGCCUCUUGAUCCGGGAUGUUGGGGACGAGACCCUGGGGGCUGGAGUGCUGAAGCACUGGCAGCUGACUCUGUACGGAUCCUCGUGGGCCCUUGCCGAGAUCAAGGAGCGACAGAGGCUGGUUGAAGAGGCCAUGAGUGGGCGAUACCUGGACGGCGAUUUUUCCUUGCCCUGCCCACCAGGCCUGCAGAUCCCUGCACAGGAGCCUUACACCAUCACCACCAACACCCUCAAGACCCUGAUGCUGCUGGGCUGCUUUGCUGUCUUCUGGACCUUCUAUUACAUGCUGGAGGUGUUUCUGAUGCGCCACAGCAUGACCUUUGACCUGGCUGCCUGCAGCAACGCCAUGGCCUGCCCGUGGUCCUCGGAAGGCAGGACAGCCAAGAGCCUGGAGGAUGGGCUAGAGAUGGAGGAGACCGUCCCCCUGUAUGGAGGGAAGGAGCUGGAGCCAGAGCAGCAACCAUCCUGCCUGGGGGUGGAGGAGGCGGCGAGAGUGGCGGCUGGAGCUGUGGGCACCCCAAGACCAUCGGCAGGGAGAGGCUUGCUGAACCUCCCAGAGCAAGAGCAGGCUACCUCACCCGGGGUCUACUGACUGCUGGCAGAGAGCCCUGGACACGCGAACUGAACCAGUGCUUGCCCUGGGUUUGGCGCACAGGGAGGAAGUCUGGCCGACAGAAGCAUCUCUCUGCGGGUAGCCCAGCUUGCCCCUAACCCUGGCCCCUUCUUGUAUUUGGGGGCCACCGCCUGUGCCGUCUCACAGGAGGAGUAUUCCAGAAAGGAGCUUUGUGCCAUGGGAUUGCCAGGGUGCCUGUGGCUGGCACAGAGGCUGAGCCUUGCCCAGGGGUGGGCAGCCUUAUUCAGUGUCUGCGGUGAGGACGGAGGAAUGCUCCUCCUAUCCUGGGGCUGAGAUCUGGGGGUGUGCCAAGAGGGUGGGGUGCAGAGGAAGCCUGCCCCUGCAGUGCCCCGGUGCUCCCACAAACUUUGCGGAAAGGAGCCUGUGGGCUCUCAACCAACUCGCUGCCUUAUCUUGCUGCCAAGUGGCACAGCAGACCCUGGGCUGGCCGGUGCCCCCCGUCUGCCAGCCUUCUCACACUGUCCCAGUGCCCCCCUCCUGCAUCGCCUGCCUUGCUGCUGACGAAUGGCAAAGAGGAGCCGCUUUCGGGGGCCUUCCUCCACCACUGGAACCUAAAAGGGUAUCAUUCAAUGCACUUCCUUUCUGUACAUGUAUCCUGACACAUCCAGGAUCAGCAGCAGGGCAUUUGCAGCUUUCCAUGGAGUUGAGGGCUGGGUGGAGGCAAUCGCUUGCGACCACGUCAACGAACGAAACAGUCUUCGGUGGCAGCUGCAUGAGCCGUUCUCCUGCUGGGGCGGCGGCUUCUGUUUCUGCUGUGACCCACAUCCCAUUGAGAAGAAACGACAUGUAUGUCUUCUGUAGGCUGAAGAAGUGAGCCCUUUGUGUCACUCCCAAAGUCAUCCAGCUUUGCAGGGAUGGGUGGGUAAUUAUUAUUUUCUAAAUCAGUUGGGCGUGUUUUUUUUAAUUAACAGCAAAAAGCUUUUCUUUGCAGCUUUCCAAUAAACCCAUUAAAAUAUGC